AUGGCCCAAGAAGAAGACGCUCCGAGCGAGUACUCUAGAGAUCAGUCAAGGGAAUGCAAUGAUCAGACCAUGCAGAUGGUUCUUGAACAAUUGGUUGUCCUCAAUGCUAAGCUCGAAGAUUCUAACCGACCCUCUAGGACCAAGCAUUCGAAGCCAACACAAGAGGAGCUCGGUAUGUACGCAUUGGAUGAGAGAGUCGAAGGUGUUAACUAUGUGGUCAAUAACCCCUACUCGAACACGUACAAUCCGGGGAAGAAGAAUCAUCCCAAUCUCUCCUACAAGUCAAACAAUGUGGAGAAUCCCGUGUCGGACAACUACAGAGCAUCCAACAACUCGAACCAUAGGAUUCCUCCCAGAUUUGCUUUUCAAUCCAGGGGUCCUAAUCAGACAUCCAACUACAGAGCUCCGGAACAAUCCUACAACAAUGUUGCAUCUCCAAGUCAAGAGAAGACGAAUCAGGAAUUUCGAGCUCAGUUCGCAAGCAUCGAGGCUCACUUCAAGCUCAUAGAUAACCAAAUUGCUCAGCUAGCAUCAUCCUCUCAAAGACCGUCUGGAUCUCUACCAGGUAAAUCUGAGACUAACCCUCGUGAACAUGUAAAUGCAAUUACUUUGAGAAGUGGUAAGCAGGUAGAUGCUGAAGACCGACCAAUGGUUGAGCAAGGCAAAAGCUCAAAGACUGCAGCUGUAGACAUCCCUGGUGAUGAACCUGAACCGGCUUACGUGCCUCCUCCUCCUAGACCACCACCGGUACCAUUUCCAUCUCGCCUGAGGAAGCACAAUGAAGACAGUCAAUUCGCGAAGUUUGUUGAGAUGCUGAAGAAACUCGAGGUAACCAUGCCAUUCACCGAUGCUACUUUGCAGAUUCCCUCGUAUACGAAGUAUCUGAAGGACAUACUGACCAAGAAGAGGGCCGUUGAGAAAGAAACCGUUGCUCUUACUAUCGAAUGCAAUGCUCUGAUCCAACACAAGCUUCUACUUAAGCGGUCCGAUCCAGGUAGCUUCUCAAUCCCUUGUAAAUUGGGUAAUGUUUCCAUCGAUCGUGCACUUUGUGAUUUAGGAGCCGGCGUCAAUCUUCUUCCAUUAUCGAUCUUCAAGAAGCUGAACGUGGGUGAGCUAAAACCCACUAGAAUGCCUCUUCAACUUGCUGAUCGUUCCGUUAAAUACCAUGCUGGGAUACUUGAGGAUGUGCCACUAAAAGUUGGAAACUUCUAUAUCCCGGUUGACUUCGUGGUUCUCGACAUGGACGAAGACUCUAAGGUAAGCUAA
This is a messenger RNA of Tarenaya hassleriana, 1266 nucleotides long. RefSeq lists its product as uncharacterized. NCBI's taxonomy places the organism in Eukaryota, Viridiplantae, Streptophyta, Magnoliopsida, Brassicales, Cleomaceae. The record is from RefSeq and is a predicted model, not a curated record. The transcript has 3 exons. Bases 1 to 1266 code for a protein of 421 amino acids.